Messenger RNA from Pelobates cultripes (western spadefoot toad), 1155 nucleotides. NCBI's taxonomy places the organism in Eukaryota, Metazoa, Chordata, Amphibia, Anura, Pelobatidae. The record is from the annotation of a GenBank genome assembly.
AUGCACUGCUUCCACCUCCACCUACCUAACACCACCUUCAACCAUCAAUGCACUCCACCUACCUACCACCACCUUCAACCAUCAAUGCACUACUUCCACCUCCAUCUACCUACCACCACCUUCAACCAUCAAUGCACUGCUUCCACCUCCACCAACCUACCACCAUCUUCAACCAUAAAUGCACUGCUUCCACCUCCACCUACCUACCACCACCUUCAACCAUCAAUGCACUGCUUCCACCUCCACCUACCUAACACCACCUUCAACCAUCAAUGCACUCCACCUACCUACCACCACCUUCAACCAUCAAUGCACUACUUCCACCUCCAUCUACCUACCACCACCUUCAACCAUCAAUGCACUGCUUCCACCUCCACCAACCUACCACCAACUUCAACAAUGCACUGCUUCCAUCUCCACCUACCUACCACCACCUUCAACCAUCAAUGCACUCCACCUACCUACCACCAUCUUCAACCAUCAAUGCACUGCUUCCACCUCCACCUACCUACCACCACCUUCAACCAUCAAUGCACUGCUUCCACCUCCACCUACCUAACACCACCUUCAACCAUCAAUGCACUCCACCUACCUACCACCACCUUCAACCAUCAAUGCACUCCACCUACCUACCACCACCUUCAACCAUCAAUGCACUCCACCUACCUACCACCAUCUUCAACCAUCAAUGCACUACUUCCACCUCCAUCUACCUACCACCACCUUCAACCAUCAAUGCACUGCUUCCAUCUCCAACUACCUACCACCAACUUCAACAAUGCACUGCUUCCACCUCCACCUACCUACCAUCUUCAACCAUCAAUGCACUGCUUCCACCUACCUACCACCAUCUUUAACCAUCAAUGCACUGCUUCCACCUACCUACCACCACCUUCAACUAUCAAUGCACUGCUUCCACCUCCACCUACCUACCACCAUCUUCUACCAUCAAUGCACUGCUUCCAGAACCACAGUUCUAUUCUUCCUUCAACUACUACUAACUUAGUCGCUUUCCAAAACCAAGGUGCUGCUUCCACCUCUUCCUACCAAAAGCAUGACACCUCCUUCCAUCUCCACCGUGCUGAUUCUGUCUCCUUCAACCAUCACUGUGCUGAUUCCAUCUUCUUAAACAGCCCUGUGUCUCCACCAUGCUGA